Capsaspora owczarzaki ATCC 30864 is the source of this 2026-nucleotide messenger RNA. Its product is annotated as Pyridine nucleotide-disulfide oxidoreductase domain-containing protein. Gene Ontology annotation, molecular function: oxidoreductase activity. Bases 26 to 1936 code for a protein of 636 amino acids. The transcript has 7 exons. The record is from RefSeq and is a predicted model, not a curated record. Lineage: Eukaryota; Filasterea; Ministeriida; Capsasporidae.
UUUCUUUUUUGUUCAGCAAUCUAUAAUGCUCCGACUCGCUGGAUCACGAUUGUCCCAACAGCACCGCGGAUUGCUCGCCGCAGCCGCCCGCCCGCUCGUCCAGUCGACGCUCGCGCCGUCUGCACACUCGAUUCCACCGAGCCAGAGCGCCUGCAGCGGGAGCACUGUGGGCAAGGGAUUGUCCGACGCGCCGCCACGACUCUUCAGCCGCCCGAUCACGACGUCCGCCUCGCCAGCCGCAUCAGCCUCGCCAACCUCGCCAUCAAGCUCAAGCGCAGGCAAACUUCCGCAGUCCAAUGCUGCGGUUGGCGCGGGGAUUACUGCUGCGUCCAAGUUCGACGCGGUGAUUGUCGGCGGCGGGCACAACGGACUCGUCUCUGCCGCGUACCUCGCCAAGGCAGGCAUGAAGGUCCUCGUGCUGGAGCGGCGACACGUCCUGGGCGGUGCUGCAAUCACGGAGGAAAUUGUCCCAGGUUUCAAGUUCUCAAGAGCCUCGUAUCUGCUUUCACUGCUACGCCCGGUGGUGAUUGAGGAUCUCAAGCUCAAGCAACAUGGCCUCAAGGUGCACAUGCGCAACCCAAGCUCGUUUUCGCCUCUCCGCGAUGGGCGCUACCUGCUGAUGGGCUCCGAUCACAAGCUGAACCACGAGCAAAUCUCCAAAUUCUCGGCAAAGGACGCCGAGGCGUAUCCCAAGUACGAGCAAGCGCUCGAUCGCAUGGCCACCGCCAUCGACCCGCUGCUCGACAGCAUCCCAUUCUCGGGGCGCUCGUCGCUUUCGUCGUGGUCGCAAGUGCAAGCUCUGGCCAAAACUGCCGUCGGUCUGCUGCCCCAUAUGCAGGAAUUCUAUCAGAUUCUCACCGCACCUGCUUCCAAGAUUCUGGAUCGCUGGUUUGAGUCCGAGCCGCUCAAGACCACCCUCGCGACGGAUGCAGUCAUUGGAGCCAUGGUUAGCCCCCACACUCCAGGCAGCGGCUAUGUGCUCUUCCAUCACGUCAUGGGCGGCGUCGAGGGCGUCCGCGGCGCCUGGGGCUAUGCCGAAGGUGGCAUGGGCGGCGUGUCGAGCGCCAUUGCCUCUGCAGCGCGGGCUGCCGGCGUGACCUUGCAAACCAACGCCACCGUGUCCUCCAUCGUGGUCGACGAGAGCGCCAAUCGCGUCAAGGGCGUGAAGCUGCAGGACGGCACGAUGAUUGAAGCCAAAUACGUUCUCUCCAACGCCACACCCAAGGUGACCUUCCUCGACCUGAUCAAGCGCAGCGCCUUGCCCGACGCGUUUGUGCGGGAUGUCUCGACCAUUGACUACGCGUCGCCUGUAACCAAGAUCAACGUCGCCAUCUCGGAGCUGCCCAACUUUACAGCUCUUCCGAACAAGGGCAAGAACGUGGCCGGGCCCCAUCACCAGACCACCAUCCAUCUUGGCUGCGAGACCAUUCAGGAGAUUGAUGAAGCGUUCGUUGAUGCCAAGUACCGUGGAAAAGCCUCCGAGAUGCCUGUGAUUGAGAUGUGCUUGCCUUCCGUGCUCGACAAGACCCUGGCGCCCGAAGGAAAACACGUCGUCUCACUCUUUACGCAGUACACGCCGUACAAGCUGGCCAAGGGUGACUGGGACGUACCUGGAACGCGCGAGGCCUAUGCUGAAAAGAUCUUUACGUUGAUUGAUUCAUACGCUCCAGGCUUCAAAGCAUCCGUCCUUGGCUAUGAUAUUCUCACUCCGAUGGAUUUGGAGCGCGUGUUCGGGCUGACGGGUGGAAACAUUUUCCACGGUGCCAUGGCGCUGGACCAGCUGUACUUUGUGCGCCCCACGCGCCAGAGUGCCUCGCACAAGACGCCCAUUCAAGGGCUCUUCCUCUGUGGGAGCGGCGCCCAUCCCGGUGGCGGUGUGAUGGGAGCUGCUGGUCGCAACUGCGCCAACGCUCUGCUCGCCUCCGCCGGUCGGUAAUUCGCGGUCUCGUGGUUUUCCAUUAUUCGUUUUUCCUUUUUGUUUUGCAUACAGCCUGCCUCCAAUUCAGAAUCGUUCAGUUUCACUGCA